AUGUUCAUCUCGAGGCCUGUUAUUACGAGCAUUGGCUCCAGAACCUCAGUUCGACUCACCACGACAGGCCUCAGAUACCUGACCACCGCUGUUCCAAAGUUCCCCUUCUCACGCCCUCGCGGAGCCGAGCCUCCAGCAGAAUACGCCAGACUGCGCGCAACCGACCCGGUAUCCAAGGUCGAGCUCUGGGACGGCAGCCAGGCAUGGCUCGUGGUGAAGCACAAGGAUAUAUGUAGUGUCCUGACAGACCAGAGGCUUUCCAAGCAGCGCAAUCGUCCCGGGUUUCCCGAGCUCGACGCGGGUGGAAAGGAGGCAGCGAAGCGAAAGCCAACGUUUGUCGACAUGGAUCCGCCGGAGCAUAUGCAGCAGAGGAGCAUGGUCGAACCCCUAUUCACCCGCGAGCAUAUUGAUGGCAUGCGCCCGCAUAUCCAACAGACGGUCGAUACCCUGAUUGACGAGAUGAUUAAAGGGGGCGGGAAGCCUGCAGUGGACAUCGUCGAGAAGCUCGCAUUGCCAACUGCAUCGUACAUCAUCUAUGGGAUCCUCGGUGUCCCGUUCAAGGACCUCAAAUAUCUCACUCAACAGGCUGCUAUCCGUAGCAAUGGCAGCGCAACUGCGGCUGCUGCAUCCGCAGCUAACCAGGAACUCCUCGAGUAUAUUGGGGGCCUCGUGGACCAGAGAAUUGCCGAGCCACGGAACGAUCUCAUCAGCGAACUGGUUGUAGAGCAGCUCGAGCCAGGACAUCUGCAGAGAGACGAUGUUAUACAGAUGGCGUUCCUGAUGCUUGUUGCCGGCAAUGCCACGAUGGUGAACAUGAUCAAUCUGGGUAUCGUAACACUCUUUGAAAACCCGUCCCAGCUUGCAGACCUCAAGAAGGACCUGUCCCUUGUACCGCAAUUCGUCGAAGAGCUCUGCCGCUUCCACACAGCAUCUGCCAUGGCCACGCGCCGUGUUGCAAAGGUCGAUAUCGAACUCGGCGGCAAGACUAUCAAAGCCGGCGAAGGGAUCAUCGCCGCUACACAGUCCGGAAACCGUGACGCCGACGUGUUCCCUGACCCAGAUACCUUCAACAUGCACCGCAAGCGUGGCGCAGAGUCGGCAUUUGGCUUUGGAUACGGCGAGCAUCGCUGCGUUGCCGAGUGGCUGGCUCGUGCUGAGCUUGAAAUCGUCUUCAACCUCAAGCUUGCCGUCCCACUGGAUGAAGUGAAGUAUUCAGACCCAUCAAAGGAUGUUGGAAUCAUCGAACUCCCUAUUACUUGGUAG
This is a messenger RNA of Trichophyton benhamiae CBS 112371, 1263 nucleotides long. RefSeq lists its product as uncharacterized. Gene Ontology annotation, molecular function: iron ion binding; monooxygenase activity; oxidoreductase activity, acting on paired donors, with incorporation or reduction of molecular oxygen. The record is from RefSeq and is a predicted model, not a curated record. The coding region runs from base 1 to 1263 and encodes 420 amino acids. NCBI's taxonomy places the organism in Eukaryota, Fungi, Ascomycota, Eurotiomycetes, Onygenales, Arthrodermataceae. The transcript has 9 exons.